This is a messenger RNA of Peronospora matthiolae, 270 nucleotides long. Lineage: Eukaryota; Oomycota; Peronosporomycetes; Peronosporales; Peronosporaceae. The record is from the annotation of a GenBank genome assembly.
AUGCGUGCUCUUCAAAAUGUCUUGCAGCCAGGCAGUCGCGAGUUCGUAAUCGUGUUAAACGCUGUACUGGCGCUACUUGCUGUCGUGAUGCUGACGGUCAUCUACACGGAGCUCGAAGACUCGUUCCACGUGUUUGUGCUGCUGUUCCUCGUGAUCGGGCUCACGAUCUCCAUCAAUUGGUUCAUCAUCGAAACGAGCAACGUCCGUCAAGUCGCAGACGGCAAAGAAAAGCGCAUUUUAGACCCGAAUGCAAGAUCCAAAACUGACUGA